Molecule: messenger RNA, 2787 nt
Organism: Loxodonta africana (African savanna elephant)
Lineage: Eukaryota; Metazoa; Chordata; Mammalia; Proboscidea; Elephantidae
Gene: SLC8A3
Product: solute carrier family 8 member A3
Exons: 7
Coding region: 1-2787 (928 amino acids)
Biological process (GO): sodium ion transmembrane transport; calcium ion import across plasma membrane; cell communication
Cellular component (GO): sarcolemma; axon; postsynapse
Molecular function (GO): calcium:sodium antiporter activity
Source: RefSeq, a predicted model, not a curated record
AUGGCGUGGUUACGGUUGCAGCCUCUCACCUCUGCCUUCCUCCAUUUUGGGCUGGUUACUUUUGUGCUCUUCCUGAAUGGUCUCCGUGCAGAGGCUAGUGGCUCAGGGGAUGUGCCCAGCACAGGGCAGAACAAUGAGUCCUGUUCAGGGUCAUCGGAGUGCAAGCAGGGUGUCAUCUUACCAAUCUGGUACCCGGAGAACCCUUCCCUUGGGGACAAGAUCGCCAGGGUCAUUGUCUAUUUUGUGGCCCUGAUAUACAUGUUCCUUGGAGUGUCCAUCAUUGCUGAUCGCUUCAUGGCAUCUAUUGAAGUCAUUACCUCUCAAGAAAGGGAGGUGACUAUCAAAAAGCCCAAUGGAGAGACCAGCACAACCACGAUUCGGGUCUGGAAUGAAACUGUCUCUAACCUGACCCUUAUGGCAUUGGGCUCCUCUGCUCCUGAGAUCCUCCUCUCUUUAAUUGAGGUAUGUGGUCAUGGGUUCAUUGCUGGUGAUCUGGGACCUUCAACCAUCGUAGGCAGUGCAGCCUUCAACAUGUUCAUCAUCAUUGGCAUCUGUGUCUAUGUGAUCCCUGAUGGAGAGACUCGAAAGAUCAAGCACCUACGAGUCUUCUUUGUUACUGCCGCUUGGAGCAUCUUUGCCUACAUCUGGCUCUAUAUGAUCCUGGCAGUCUUUUCUCCUGGUGUGGUCCAGGUUUGGGAAGGCCUCCUCACUCUCUUUUUCUUUCCAGUGUGUGUCCUUCUAGCCUGGGUGGCAGAUAGGCGAAUGCUCUUCUACAAAUACAUGCAUAAAAAGUACCGUACAGAUAAACACCGAGGAAUAAUCAUAGAGACAGAAGGUGAACACCCCAAGGGAAUUGAGAUGGAUGGCAAAAUGAUGAAUUCCCACUUUCUAGAUGGAAACCUGGUGGCCCUGGAAGGGAAGGAAGUUGAUGAGUCCCGUAGGGAGAUGAUCCGGAUUCUCAAGGAUCUGAAGCAAAAACACCCAGAGAAGGACUUAGAUCAGCUGGUGGAGAUGGCCAAUUACUAUGCCCUUUCCCACCAACAGAAGAGCCGCGCCUUCUACCGGAUCCAAGCCACUCGUAUGAUGACUGGUGCAGGUAAUAUCCUAAAGAAACAUGCAGCAGAACAAGCCAAGAAGACCUCCAGCAUGAGUGAGGUGCAUACCGAUGAGCCUGAGGACUUUGUCUCCAAGGUCUUCUUUGAUCCAUGUUCCUACCAGUGCCUGGAGAACUGUGGGGCUGUACUCCUGACAGUGGUAAGGAAAGGCGGGGACACGUCCAAGACCAUGUAUGUGGACUACAAAACAGAAGAUGGUUCUGCUAACGCAGGGGCUGACUAUGAGUUCACAGAGGGCACUGUCGUUCUGAAGCCAGGAGAGACCCAGAAGGAGUUCUCUGUUGGUAUCAUAGAUGAUGACAUCUUUGAGGAGGAUGAACACUUCUUUGUGAGGCUGAGCAAUGUACGCAUGGAGGAAGAUCAGCAGGAGGAGGGCAUGCCUCCAGCAAUAUUCAACAGUCUUCCCUUGCCUCGGGCUGUCCUAGCAUCCCCUUGUGUGGCCACAGUCACCAUCUUGGAUGAUGACCAUGCAGGCAUCUUCACUUUUGAAUGUGAUACUAUUCAUGUCAGUGAGAGUAUUGGUGUCAUGGAGGUCAAGGUUCUGCGGACAUCAGGUGCCCGGGGCACAGUCAUCGUCCCCUUUAGGACAGUAGAAGGGACAGCCAAGGGUGGUGGUGAGGACUUCGAAGACACAUAUGGGGAGUUGGAAUUCAAGAAUGAUGAAACUGUCAAAACAAUUCACAUCAAGGUAAUUGAUGAUGAGGCGUAUGAGAAAAACAAGAAUUACUUCAUUGAGAUGAUGGGCCCCCGCAUGGUGGAUAUGAGUUUUCAGAAAGCGCUCCUGUUGUCUCCAGAGGUGACAGACAGGAAGCUGACUGUGGAUGAAGAGGAGGCCAAGAGAAUAGCAGAGAUGGGAAAGCCAAUAUUGGGUGAACACCCCAAACUAGAGGUCAUCAUUGAAGAGUCUUAUGAGUUCAAGUGUACGGUGGACAAACUGAUUAAGAAGACAAAUCUAGCUUUGGUUGUGGGAACCCAUUCCUGGAGGGACCAGUUCAUGGAAGCCAUCACUGUCAGUGCAGCAGGGGACGAAGAUGAGGAUGAGUCAGGCGAAGAGAGACUGCCGUCCUGCUUUGACUAUGUCAUGCACUUCUUGACGGUCUUCUGGAAGGUGCUGUUUGCCUGUGUGCCUCCCACAGAGUACUGCCACGGCUGGGCCUGCUUUGUUGUCUCCAUCCUCAUCAUCGGCAUGCUCACCGCCAUAAUCGGGGACCUGGCCUCUCACUUUGGCUGCACCAUUGGCCUCAAGGAUUCCGUCACGGCUGUUGUUUUUGUGGCAUUUGGCACCUCUGUGCCAGAUACAUUUGCUAGCAAAGCAGCCGCCAUCCAGGACGUGUAUGCAGAUGCCUCCAUUGGCAACGUCACAGGCAGCAACGCAGUCAACGUCUUCCUGGGCAUUGGCCUGGCCUGGUCUGCGGCUGCCAUCUACUGGGCCCUGCAGGGACAGGAGUUCCACGUGUCAGCAGGCACACUGGCCUUCUCUGUUACCCUCUUCACCAUCUUUGCGUUUGUCUGCAUCAGCGUGCUCUUGUACCGGCGGCGGCCCCACCUGGGCGGGGAGCUGGGUGGCCCUCGCAGCUGCAAGCUGGCCACAACUUGGCUCUUUGUGAGCCUGUGGCUCCUCUAUAUACUCUUUGCCACGCUGGAGGCCUAUUGCUACAUCAAGGGGUUCUGA